UCAGAAGGGGACACUUCACAAGCCAUCAAGAAUGAAUGGCUCUGAGAACCUUCCGGAGUCCUAUGACUAUGACCUUAUCAUCAUCGGAGGUGGCUCUGGAGGGCUGGCAGCAGCUAAGGAGGCAGCCAAGUAUGACAAGAAGGUGAUGGUCCUGGAUUUUGUCACCCCGACCCCUCUUGGAACUAGAUGGGGUCUCGGAGGAACAUGCGUGAAUGUGGGCUGCAUACCAAAGAAGCUGAUGCACCAGGCAGCUUUGCUGGGACAAGCCCUCCAGGACUCUCGCAACUAUGGGUGGAAAGUCGAGGACACAGUUCAGCACGACUGGGACAAAAUGACAGAAGCUGUACAAAAUCACAUCGGCUCGCUGAACUGGGGCUACCGGGUAGCUCUGCGGGAGAAAAAAGUCACCUACGAGAAUGCUUAUGGGCAGUUUGUCGGGCCCCAUAAGAUUAAGGCAACCAAUAAUAAAGGGAAAGAAAAAAUUUACACAGCAGAGCGGUUUCUCAUUGCGACUGGUGAAAGGCCACGCUACUUGGGAAUCCCUGGCGACAGAGAGUACUGCAUCAGCAGUGAUGACCUUUUCUCCUUGCCGUACUCCCCGGGGAAGACCCUGGUGGUUGGAGCCUCCUAUGUUGCUUUGGAAUGUGCUGGAUUUCUUGCAGGCAUUGGUUUAGACGUCACUGUCAUGGUGCGGUCCAUUCUCCUUAGAGGAUUUGACCAGGAUAUGGCCAACAAAAUUGGUGAACACAUGGAGGAACAUGGUGUCAAGUUCAUCAGACAGUUUGUACCAAUAAAAGUUGAACAAAUUGAAGCAGGAACCCCAGGACGACUCCGGGUGGUGGCCAAGUCCACCAAUAGUGAGGAAACCAUCGAAGGAGAGUUUAACACGGUCUUGCUGGCAAUUGGAAGAGAUGCUUGCACAAGGAAAAUUGGCUUAGAGACUGUGGGAGUGAAGAUAAAUGAAAAAACGGGGAAAAUACCUGUCACUGACGAGGAGCAGACCAACGUGCCUUAUAUCUACGCCAUUGGCGACAUCCUGGAAGGGAAGCUGGAGCUCACCCCAGUGGCCAUCCAGGCGGGGCGACUGCUGGCUCAGAGGCUUUACGCUGGCUCCAAAGUCAAGUGUGACUAUGAAAAUGUUCCAACAACUGUGUUUACACCUUUGGAGUAUGGAGCCUGUGGCCUUUCUGAAGAGAAAGCUGUGGAAAAAUUUGGGGAAGAAAAUAUUGAGGUUUACCAUAGUUACUUCUGGCCAUUGGAGUGGACCAUUCCAUCCAGAGAUAACAACAAAUGUUAUGCAAAAAUAAUCUGCAACAUCAAAGACAAUGAACGUGUCGUGGGCUUCCACAUCCUGGGUCCAAAUGCUGGAGAAGUGACACAGGGCUUUGCAGCGGCGCUGAAGUGCGGCCUGACCAAAACGCAGCUGGACAGCACGAUCGGAAUCCACCCCGUCUGCGCAGAGGUGUUCACGACGCUGUCGGUGACCAAGCGCUCCGGGGGAAGCAUCCUCCAGGCUGGCUGCUGAGGUUAAGCCCCGGUGUGGAUGC
Elephantulus edwardii (Cape elephant shrew) is the source of this 1547-nucleotide messenger RNA. Its product is annotated as thioredoxin reductase 1, cytoplasmic-like. Lineage: Eukaryota; Metazoa; Chordata; Mammalia; Macroscelidea; Macroscelididae. The transcript is spliced from 13 exons. Gene Ontology annotation, cellular component: cytosol; mitochondrion. The coding region runs from base 32 to 1525 and encodes 497 amino acids. Gene Ontology annotation, biological process: cell redox homeostasis; cellular response to oxidative stress; glutathione metabolic process. The record is from RefSeq and is a predicted model, not a curated record. Gene Ontology annotation, molecular function: thioredoxin-disulfide reductase (NADPH) activity; glutathione-disulfide reductase (NADPH) activity; flavin adenine dinucleotide binding.